Messenger RNA from Ylistrum balloti, 1777 nucleotides. RefSeq lists its product as uncharacterized. The coding region runs from base 73 to 1275 and encodes 400 amino acids. Lineage: Eukaryota; Metazoa; Mollusca; Bivalvia; Pectinida; Pectinidae. The transcript has 7 exons. The record is from RefSeq and is a predicted model, not a curated record.
UUACCAAGGAUUGCUGUAACCUGCGUGCCACGUUUUAAUUCAAUCGAAUACCGACUUCCCAAAGAAUUCAAAAUGGAUCCCUUUGAGCAAACGCGUUAUCCAUACGAGUAUAAUGAAGAUGAGAGUUACAAUGGUCAGGAGCUACGCAGGGAGUACCAGAACAGAUUUCCUUUGCUAGCUGUCGUUACAGGGGGAGAUUACGGCAAUACUAUAUUUGAUGACUUCUCAACUGGGCAGGUAUACAGAAUACACUCGUAUACGCGUCAGCGGCGUGUGGUCAUUCAAGAAACACAGAAGAAACAUGACCACCUCAAUCACACUUACCUAUCUUUUCCGGUAAAUACUUCAUACACGUUCUGCGUGAUGAAGAAAAGGAAAGAAUGGACAGAACCAAUGUCAAUUGGAGAAAUUUUAGAUAAAUACAGCUGUCCUGUCAUGGUUAAGUAUUCACAAGAGUACAAUCGUGUCAAAGUAGAUUAUGGCUUUAAAACCACGGCAGACAUCGCCAGUCUGUUAAUUGUUACGGAGUACGAGGAGAAUUUCUUCACCGGAAAUUGCAUACGAAAAGGUGUUAUCGCUCCUGAAAUCACACUGGCAGCACUUAGUCCUAGUAUAUCUUAUGCCGAGAUUACAGGAAUAAAAGGGAAGUCAUCCGUAACAUUCCAGAAUCAUCUAAAGGCACUGGAGAGAUUUCUCCUAGCAAAUGGCGUGACAUUUGAUUUAUUGGCUGGAAAUCCAGGUGUAACUCGGAUGACUGAAAAAGGAACAGGAAGCGGAAAUCCGAUACCGGAAGUAUUGUCAAAAUUGAUACCGGAACUGAAAACAAAAAGGCCCACGACACCCCUUAACAGGCAAGUCAGCAACCCAAGUCAAACUUGCAUUUAUAAAAGGCCCCUGCCACCAGUUCCGGUUGUUAAACCAAAGCCGAAGGCAAUAGCGGUUGUAGCUCCAAUGUCAUGCGCGUUACAAGAACAAACACCUGAUGAUUCUCGUGGUGAAUAUAUGUAUUUGGAAAUGGACGGGGUAAGCAAAGAAACGACAAAAAAGUCAGAAAUGGUCCGUAAAAGCCUAGAACAAUGUAGUAUGUCGGCAAUAAAAAGACAUCUAUCCGAUUUGCAGUUGCAGAAAUAUGCAAAUAAAUUUGAGGAACAACGCGUUGAUGGUAUGAUUUUUGUGGAUCUGACACGUGAAAUCCUUGAAAAAGAGUUUCACAUGUCGCAGCUUGAGAUUCUUAGACUGUUGAUGUUCAUUAAGACAGGACAUAUCCCCCGAUGAACAGCCUUAUUUUAUAGGAAACAUGCGGAUUUCUGGUUCCACGCAGCAUGUGUUCGCAACUAUAUUAUACUGUCGUAUAGGUAUAUAAAUUAUGUAAAAGUUUGAUAUACAAUACGCAGAAAUGUCUACGGAUGUUCUCUUCCCAUCCUUUCCACUGACGAUGGCUGCUCCAUGAUACAGAAAUAUGGUGAUCUGCUCAUACACAGACAGUGUUAGUUCCAAAAGGAUCAUCUAUGAACCUGCUUGCCCACAUAGGACAUCCAUCACAUCUAUCAUGACAGCCAACACACCAUCCGUUCACACAGGACAUCUGGAGAUAAUGGUUGUCAACACAGAUAAUCAUACAGCUGUCCACACAUGACUUGCCCGUCUUGCCCAAAAAAGGAACUGUAUAGAUAUAUAGUUUUCUCGUCCACACAGGACUACAUCUACUAUACCACUGCCCUCAAGCCAUCAUGGGUUAGAGCUGGAACGACACAAAUGUGACUAUGUCUAACUCUUG